Messenger RNA from Leopardus geoffroyi (Geoffroy's cat), 3427 nucleotides. It is a transcript of the gene NT5C1B, whose product is annotated as 5'-nucleotidase, cytosolic IB. Gene Ontology annotation, cellular component: cytoplasm; cytosol. The record is from RefSeq and is a predicted model, not a curated record. Bases 211 to 2025 code for a protein of 604 amino acids. The transcript has 11 exons. Gene Ontology annotation, biological process: adenosine metabolic process; nucleotide metabolic process. Gene Ontology annotation, molecular function: 5'-nucleotidase activity; nucleotide binding; magnesium ion binding. Lineage: Eukaryota; Metazoa; Chordata; Mammalia; Carnivora; Felidae.
UUAUAACAGAUUUUUCCCUAUCAAGAUAAAGCCCCAUCAUGAGUAAUGGGGUUUCUUGGGCCCAUCCAAGAAGCAGUUUCACUGAUGGUGGAUUUUACCACAACAGAUAAAAUUUAAGCGCAAACCUAGGCAGAGCAACAGAAACAACAGGAAAUGGAGCUGGGGAGAGGAAAACCUGCGUAACAACAAAAGAAAUUCCAGUUAAAAGAAAUGAGUCAAACAUCUCUGAAACAGAAAAAGAAGAAUGAUACUGGAUCGAAGAACUCAAAAGACAGCAUAGACACAGAGAAAAGAAAGGAUUCUGAGAAAUCAGGAGUUCGUCUGAGCACACAGAUGAGGCGUGCAGUCAAUCCGAAUCACUUGCUGAGAUGUUGCCCCAUGCGAGGUCACUCGUCGUGUAGACGCUGCCUUUGUGCAGCGGAGGGAACAGUACUUCUUGGCCCCUGCCGCACAAUACGUGUUUAUAUUCACAUGUGCCUCUUGUGGGAGCAGGGCCGGCAGAUCACCAUGAUCAGGGAAUCACAAGAAUCACCAUUGCCGAAGACUGAUUCUCGGGGGUACGUUGUGCGAAAUCAGUGGUCACGAACUUCACGGAGCCCAUCCACCAGAGCUCCAUCAGUAGACGAAACCAGAAGCAAGAGUGCCAGUCUUAAGCUCCCCGCUAGCUCCACAACCUCCCGGACUUCAUCCACCUCCCCCAGCCAACAAGACUCCCAGAAAGAGCUGUCGGCGCAGCCCUCGCCGCCCACGCCACCCAUGCCUCUCGACUCGAGCCCUCCCACUCCCCCGGAGUCCUAUUCCCAGUCCCGGCGCAGCAGCAAGAUGCAGGAGAAUCCAGAAGCCUGGGCUCAUGGCAUCGCGCGGGACUCCAUGCAGCUACGGGAAUACCCUCCUCGCACGCCCCCCACUGAAUGGAAGUCCUAUGCCCAGCGCAAGACGACCUACUCCACCCAGCUGGACCGCGACUGCCUGUCAGAAAUGCCCCGGCAGCAGCAGAUGGAGGAAGAGGAGGAAGAGGAUGAGGCCUAUUGGGCAUCCGUGAGAACUCUGUAUGAGAAGACCCCCAGCUGCUCUCGCCCCCGACCGCCCAAACCCAAGCAUGCCAUCACCAUCGCUGUGUCAUCCCGGGCACUUUUCAACAUGGUGGACGGCAGGAAAAUCUUCGAGGAAGAGGGUCUGGAAAAGUACAUGGAAUAUCAGCUCACCAAUGAGAAUGUCAUCCUGACCCCAGGGCCUGCAUUCCGCUUUGUCAAGGCACUGCAGCAUGUCAAUGCUAGACUCCGUGAGCUGUAUCCUAAUGAACAGGACUUAUUUGAUAUUGUACUGAUGACUAAUAACCAUGCCCAAGUGGGAGUGCGGCUUAUAAACAGCGUCAAUCACUAUGGCUUACUAAUUGACCGCUUCUGUUUGACUGGUGGAAAAAGCCCCAUUGGCUAUUUGAAGGCAUAUCUUACCAACUUGUAUCUUUCGGCAGAUUCUGAAAAAGUACAAGAAGCCAUACAAGAAGGGAUCGCCUCUGCAACUAUGUUUGAUGGAGCCAAAGACAUGGCUUACUGUGACACACAGCUCCGCGUGGCCUUUGAUGGGGAUGCCGUCCUCUUCUCGGAUGAAUCUGAACAUAUUACCAAGGAGCACGGGCUGGACAAGUUCUUUCAACAUGAAGUACUAUUUGAGAAUAAGCCUCUUGCUCAGGGUCCCUUAAAAGGCUUUCUGGAAGAUUUAGGCAGACUGCAAAAGAAGUUUUAUGCCAAAGACGAACGGUUACUUUGCCCUAUCAGGACCUACCUGGUUACAGCCAGGAGUGCAGCCAGUUCAGGCGCCCGAGUGCUGAAAACCCUUCGCCGCUGGGGUCUAGAGAUAGACGAAGCUCUUUUCCUUGCUGGAGCCCCCAAAGGUCCCAUCUUGGUAAAGAUAAGGCCCCACAUUUUCUUUGAUGACCACAUGUUCCACAUUGAAGGGGCACAGAAAUUCGGCACCAUCACAGCUCAUGUACCUUAUGGCAUUAAUCAAAAAAUGAACAAUUAGGGAUGGGGAGGAGAAAUAAAGCAGUGAGUCUGGUAUUACAGAAGCCACUUUUGUGGAUCUCUAGGGUAAUUAGAUAGGUAUUUCAGAUGAUUGGACCUCAGAACUUAGUUCAUUUGGAAAGGUUUCCUCUUGAUAUUUUGAAAAUAUUUUGAACCCUCAAGUUACCUUCAAGCUACUUCUCUUUGAGCUAUCAAUGCUGUUGAAUACCACUGCACUUACCUUUAUGUGUAAGUCAUAUUGAUGACUCUUUAGGAUAAGUUUAGAACCUGAAUGCUUGAAUACUUAACGGGCUAUCUCAGGUGUCUAGUUAGUUUUACAAAGCAUUGCUCAUUUUUGGAUGUUGGUUGAUAGAAUGAAUUGUUACCCACCAUCAUUGUAGAAUAUUGGUCUUCAAAGAAGGAAAGAGUAGGGUUAGAUACACUCUUGAAAAUUGGAGCUUUUUAUUCUGUUGCCUCUGUGACCAGGCUUUUAAUCAAUGCAAAAUGAAAAGGUCACUCCACCUGCAAUUUUGACUCCUGCACCAAGUUUGACACAGCUCAUUGAGAAAUAAAUCAGCAGGUUAUUCAUAUAGGGCACUUUCCAUCUAAGAUGAGCUCCAAACAGAAGGUCUGGAGAACCUGAAGAACCUGGGGAAGGUUCUUUGAAGCUUACCCAAGGGUGCAUUACCUCUGGACUACAAGCCUUCAUAUUUGAAGUCUCUGGCUCUGGGCCUGGCAGGUAGGUCCAAUGUUUACAUAAAAAAAAAAAAAAAAAAAAAAAAAAAAACUUUGGCUACCACUUCAAAAUGUGACAUGAAGUGUAAUAUCCUAGCCUUUCGUUGUUAUUAUUAUUUUGUUAUUUUUCUUUUGAUUUCAAGAAACAUCUAUUGGUUAUUAACCAUAAUCUACUGCAUAAUAGGCACAGUGAGCUGGUUAUUUUCACAUUACCUCAUUUUCUCAUCAAACCAAAUGUUUGUAACAGAACAUUAUUACCCUCAUUUUUACCAAUGGAGGACUUAAGACUCACAAAGAAAAAGUAGCUUGUCCAAUAACGUGCAGCUAAUAAAUGGUAGGACUGAGAUUCCUUCAAAAGCUACAUUCUGUUUUCUCUGUGAAUAUACAGCCUUCCACUUCAAGUUGUUAUUAAUUCCAUGGCCAUAGGACCCAUCCUGAACAGAUAGUCAUCCCAUUACGUUCUAUGCUUCAGUUACAUAGCAGUUACAUAACAGGUCUGAGGAUUUGCCUCCUCCUCUCCUCUUCAUGCCCUCUCCUGCUUCUUCUAACCCCACUUCUAUCUCUACUGCACCCAUGUAUACAUAUUCUGCCCCGGCUCUAGGUAAAGAAGACUGCUGCUGACAUAUAGCUUUUGCUCUCUUUCUUAAUUUGAUAUAAGCUAGUCCAAAAUAUACCAGUCAUGACACUUA